Messenger RNA from Carcharodon carcharias (great white shark), 2865 nucleotides. RefSeq names its product kinase suppressor of ras 2 (gene ksr2). The transcript is spliced from 20 exons. The record is from RefSeq and is a predicted model, not a curated record. Lineage: Eukaryota; Metazoa; Chordata; Chondrichthyes; Lamniformes; Lamnidae. Gene Ontology annotation, biological process: protein phosphorylation. Gene Ontology annotation, molecular function: ATP binding; protein kinase activity. The coding region runs from base 1 to 2865 and encodes 954 amino acids.
AUGGAUGAAGAGAACACGACAAAGAGUGAAGAACAGCAUCUAACUUUGCAGAAAGCAUUGCAGCAAUGUGAACUGGUCCAAAAUAUGAUAGACAUCAGCAUCUCCAGUCUGGAAGGGUUAAGGACUAAAUGUGCCACAUCAAAUGACCUCACGCAAAAAGAAAUAAGAACACUGGAGGGCAAACUUGUGAAGUACUUCAGCCGCCAGCUUUCCUGUAAACGCAAAGUCUCUCUGCAGGAGCGGAGUGCUGAGUUAGACGGGUUUCCACACCUUGUGCAUUGGUUUCGGAUUGUAAAUAUCCGCAAGGAAGUGAUAGAGGACAUAACCCCUGACCAGCUGACUCUGGAAGCCCUGUUAGAGAUGACCGAUGAGGAAGUGUGUGAAACGGUGAAGAAAUACGGAACAAGUAGUGAGGAAUGUGCCAGAUUAAAUGCCUCACUAUCCUGCCUAAGAAGUGUGUAUAAAUCAGGGAGUAGCCAUUCCAGCCAGGACUGGGCUAUCCAGUGGCCAACAACAGAAACUGGGAAAGAGAAUACUCCUGUCAGCCAAGCAGAACCUGUCCAGUGGCCUGGAUGCCAUCCCGCACACAGUCCCAAGUUCCCAUCAAAGUUCAUGCAGCAAGACUUCCAUUCAGUGCCUGUGCUAGGACCCACUUGUACAUACACAGAUAGACUGACCAUUGGAGAUCCGAUUGGACUUUACUCUACAUUUGAGAGUGGACCAAGUUCUUUGCCACCAUCUCCACGACAAUGGCAUGCUACUCAUACUCCUCCACGAACCCCUCCUAUAGUGACGACAAUGACACCUCCAGGAACGCCACCGGUGAGGAGAAAGAACAAAUUGAAACCACCUGGAACUCCUCCACCAACUUCUCGCAAACUGAUUCACCUCAUCCCUGGCUUCACUGCACUACACCGAAGUAAAUCACAUGAGUUCCAGCUAGGAAACCGGGUGGAAGAAACACAAACGCCAAAAGCAAAGAAAAAGAACAAACCACUAAACCUGAAGAUUCACAAUAGUGUUGGUAGCUGCGAGAACAUCCCUGCUCAACGUUCUCCUCUUCUCUCUGAACGUUCUUUACGGUCCUUCUUUGUUGGAUACCCAUCUUUCCUUCCUUCCACUCCUCCCGUUCACACUGAAGCCAAUUUCUCAUCAAAUACAUUGUCAGUGCCUCGAUGGUCCCCUCAGAUUCCUCGCAGAGAUCUGGGGAAUUCAAUAAAACACAGAUUUUCCACCAAGUAUUGGAUGUCUCAGACAUGCACAGUGUGUGGGAAAGGGAUGCUUUUUGGCUUGAAAUGUAAAAAUUGCAAGUUAAAGUGCCAUAACAAAUGCACCAAAGAAGCCCCACCUUGUCAUUUACUCAUCAUUCAUCGUGGAGAUCCUGCAAGACUUGUGCGAACAGAAUCUGUACCAUGUGACAUUAAUAAUCCGCUUAAGAAGCCACCCAGGUACUCCGAUCUGCACUCCAGCCAAACACUGCCUAAAACCAACAAAAUUAAUAAGGAUCACAUACCUGUCCCUUACCAGCCGGAUUCCAGCAGUAAUCCUUCGUCAACCACGUCUUCAACACCAUCCUCUCCAGCGCCGCCUCUACCUCCCAGCGCGACACCUCCUUCACCACUCCACCCUUCACCACAGUGCACCCGGCAGCAGAAACAAUUCAACCUGCCAGCUUCUCAUUAUUUCAAGUACAAGCAACAGUUCAUUUUUCCAGACGUCACACCUGAGGUACAAAGCCGAACUCCACAAGUUAUUCUCCAUCCAGUCAACUCUGACCCCAUAAGUGAAGGAACUCCCACACUUAGAGUGGAAGUGAAUGAGCCUACUUCAGAGAAUGAAGAUGCAAAUGAUGAGGCUUAUAAGUCAGACGGUUCUGAAGAUGAUUUUGAGGAGAUGAACCUUUCAUUGUUGUCUGCACGUAAUUUUCCACGAAAAGCAAGUCAAACCAGCAUUUUCCUGCAGGAAUGGGACAUCCCAUUUGAGCAGUUAGAAAUUGGAGAACUCAUAGGCAAAGGACGCUUUGGCAAAGUCUAUCAUGGUCGUUGGCAUGGAGAGGUGGCAAUCCGUUUGAUUGAUAUUGAAAGGGACAAUGAGGACCAUCUAAAACUUUUCAAAAGGGAAGUGAUGGCAUAUAGACAAACUCGACAUGAGAAUGUGGUACUGUUUAUGGGAGCCUGUAUGAGUCCCCCCCACUUAGCUAUUAUCACCAGCCUCUGCAAGGGAAGGACUCUGUACUCUGUCGUUAGAGAUGCUAAAAUGGUGCUGGAUGUGAACAAAACCAGACAAAUUGCUCAGGAGAUUGUGAAGGGAAUGGGUUACCUACAUGCUAAAGGAAUUAUCCACAAAGAUUUGAAGUCAAAGAAUAUAUUCUAUGACAAUGGAAAGAUAAUAAUUACCGAUUUUGGCCUCUUCAGCAUCUCCGGAGCUUUACAAGAGGGCAGGAGAGAGAGUGAAAUGAGGAUCCCUAAUGGUUGGCUGUGUCAUCUGGCUCCUGAAAUUAUUCAGCAACUUUCUCCCUCUACAGAUGAAGACAAACUCCCGUUCUCCAAGCAAUCAGAUGUAUUUGCAUUUGGAACCAUAUGGUACGAGUUGCAUGCACGUGAGUGGCCUUUCAAGAAUCAGCCAACAGAUGCGAUAAUAUGGCAGGCCGGGCGAGGCAUGAAGCCUAGUCUAAGUCAAAUUGGCGUGGGAAAGGAGAUUUCGGAUAUCCUGCUUUUCUGCUGGGCCUAUGAGCAGGAAGAGCGUCCCAGUUUCUCGAAGAUCAUGGAGCUGCUUGAGAAACUGCCCAAGCGAAACCGUCGCCUCUCCCACCCUGGACAUUUCUGGAAGUCAGCUGAGUACGUUUCCCUUAGCUCCAACGUAUGA